AUGACUGCACUUCUCGUAAGCGCCCUGCUGUUUCUCUUUUUAAAACAAUACCAGGGUCUCCAUGAAGAGCUGGAUGGCGAGAUCAACUCGGACGAGGACGAGGUAACUGCUGCUACUGACAUGAUAUUCAAGUAUGAGUUAAAAGGUUGCUCCUGGACCAAGGAUACAGAUGCUCGUGGACUCAGCAGGCAUCGCGCCACGUCUACGGAGAGAAGGCGGGAGCGGGCAAAAGAGGUGAUACGAACUGUGACACCAUACAAAUUGACCCAACGCCUCGCUCCGCUUGCCCCAAUUCGAUCCACGAACUUGAAUGAUCGACAUCCGAAACCUAUAGCCCAUUACGAGCCUAGCAAAGGGUUCAGCUUAACUCAGAAGAGCCAUGUGCCUCCUAAGACCCAGAUGUUGAAAUGGAGGGUACCACUCAAGUUGGACUCAGGGGAGACCAUGGGAUUCCAGGGUCAGGUCAUCUGA
Molecule: messenger RNA, 471 nt
Organism: Suillus subalutaceus
Lineage: Eukaryota; Fungi; Basidiomycota; Agaricomycetes; Boletales; Suillaceae
Exons: 7
Coding region: 1-471 (156 amino acids)
Source: RefSeq, a predicted model, not a curated record